GGUCUCGCGCGUGCACGCCGCGGCUGAGAAAUAGGAACCUAACGGGGCCUAACCACGUUCGCUUCGAUCAUGAGCAUCGACGGUAAAAUCGCGCUCGUUACCGGCGGGGCGAACGGCAUCGGCUUCUGCACCGCGCGGAAACUCCUCCGAAACGGAGCCAAGGCGGUAGCUCUGUUGGAUCUAGGCGAUUCUGGUGGCGAAAGUGCAGCCGCGGAUUUGAACAACGAAUUCGGCAAGGAUCGUGCCAUUUUCGUCGUCUGCGACGUGUCAAAGAGCGAGCAACUUAAAGAAUCGUUCAAGAAGAUAAUCGACACCUACGAGACGCUAGAUAUUCUUGUGAACAUCGCUGGUAUCAUGGACGAUGCUGACUGGGAAAUAAUGGUCGACGUCAACUACAAAGGUAUCGUUCACGCGACGAUCUUGGGAUUGCACACGAUGGGGAGAUACAAGGGUGGCAACGGCGGGAUUAUCGUGAACAUGUCGUCCGUAGCUGGCCUCGAGGGCAUCCCCAUCGCGCCAAUUUACGGUGGAACACAGUACGCCAUCGUUGGUUUCACCCAGUCGUUGAAGCACUAUCACGAGAAAACAGGCAUCCGUAUGUUGACGAUAUGCCCAGGACUAACGACCACCGCCAUGGCCGCUAGAUUCAUGUCCAGCAAGGAGCACGCUAUGGAUCUCCUCGACGAAGAAACCGCGGCUGCGGCGAUGGCCAGCAUGCAGAAACAACCACCGGAGUACGUGGCCACCGCUAUUAUUCAACUGAUCGAGCAUGGCAAGAACGGCGCCAUUUUCGUCAUCGAAAACAAUCAACCUGCGUACGCAGUCGAAAUUCCUAGUUACAGCACCUUAAAAGUCCCGAUAUAAUCAUCAGCGUGCAACCAGAAAAGAAAAUCCGAUCGAAAGGAUAUUAUCAAUUAGCCAUUAAUUAAUUUAAUAUCCUUUGAUAGCGAAGGCUGGGUCGAUUGUGAUUGUGCAAAAGAUAUUUCACGGUUCUCAUAUGAAAAUUACGUGCAAAUAUGAAUAUCUAUAAAAAUGUUGGGUCACAAAUAUUCAUGAAAAUUCAUAUUUAAUUUAUAUUCGUAUUGACGUCACGUGAAAAUGAAUAUUCGUAUUGACUUCUGUUGCCUCGUUCGCUUGCAAACAAAGAUUCGGCCUUCGAUAAACAAGAGUUAACAAGAGAAUAAAUUGGUAUCUUGCCAAAGGUGGUCUAAGUCACUCGAAUUUUCGAUAAAAGUGCAUUUCUCUCUCUUUACACUUAGAAAGGAAAAUCUUUGAUAAAACUAAAUACUUAAAACUUCAACGCGGGUUUAUGUAGCCUAAGACGUAGAUCACGUUCAACCAUUGGCGCAAUUAUUACUUGCGAUAACAGCUACAAAAAUUGUUCGUUAAUUCGCUGCUGCGUUUUCCGAUGUUGCAUUUUGUAUUUAUAACAGUCGUUGGAUGUCAACAAAAUAGAAGAUAUGUAUUUUGAUAAGACACGCAUUAUGCCAUAUGUAAUACGCUCCCGGUGGAGAGGGAGAGCUGAAUUUAAAAUAAUUCUUACUCGUCUAUAUGCCACUUUAUGAAACCACUUUAUAAAAUUGAAAAGAUAGAGAACUAAAGUGAAAUUUUCCGAAAGAACAUAGAUACCUCGAUUUAUUAAAAUCGAUAAAUUAAAGUCAAACUGGUUAAAAUAACGUUUGCGUGUAAUGUUACCAUACGAUCUCUGCGAAAAGUUUAUUUUUCUCCUCGCAAAUUUCUCAACUCUUUUCCAUAAUCGCGAUAUUAAGAAUUAGAAUUCAAAUUGCGACGCAACUGUCACGACGUUGAUCCGCGACAAUUAAAAAUUUGCAAUCCCUUGACAAAGAGAUGAAGCGUUAAUUAAUACAAACAUAUUUUGCCGCUGCGAUUAUCUUCUAUCAUACGUUUCUAUUAUAUAUAUAUAUAUACCUGUAAUUAAUAAUUCAGAAUGGAAACUCCGUGACACGAUGUACGGCAACGUUUGGCGACAGCCGAGAACGAAAUUUGAAAAAAUAUGCACAUGCGUGACUCUGCAUCGGCUGGAAACAGAAUUGAAAACGUCAGCGACAGCAAAUGCUCGAGUUAACGUUACAUUACAUUCGCAACUGAUGACGGUGUGUAAAGUAACGUUCUGCGAUUAUAAUUGAAAGAAUAAAGGAGAAGAGAAAAAUGUAUAACCACAAGCAUAACGAGAACAUGUUUCAUCGAUUCCAACACUUCCAACGGAGCUUAUUUUUUAUCGAACGAUUACUUAUCGUCCGCCGCGAUUAGAAUUGAAUAA
Frieseomelitta varia is the source of this 2281-nucleotide messenger RNA. RefSeq names its product 15-hydroxyprostaglandin dehydrogenase [NAD(+)]-like. The record is from RefSeq and is a predicted model, not a curated record. NCBI's taxonomy places the organism in Eukaryota, Metazoa, Arthropoda, Insecta, Hymenoptera, Apidae. Gene Ontology annotation, cellular component: cytoplasm. Gene Ontology annotation, molecular function: oxidoreductase activity, acting on the CH-OH group of donors, NAD or NADP as acceptor. The transcript is spliced from 7 exons. Bases 70 to 864 code for a protein of 264 amino acids.